AUGUGCUCCAUAUCACUGUUUCGUUCAGCUUUCGCUCAGUGUCGCGGUACUGCAGGCCAUGCUCGGCAGUUCCAGACAUCAAGAAUACGUGCUGCCAAACCAAGAAAACCACAAAUUCCAACAACCCCUGCACGGACAGCGCCUACAGACAGAACAUCCCGUAUCAGGCCUAGAGAUGUCAAUUCCACUCUACCAUCAGCCUAUGAACAACUCGAGAACGACCAGUUGAAGAAGCGCUGGUUUGCCACACAUCUCUACAACAAAGGUCAAACAAAUAUUUACAAAGCUCCUUCACACGUAGGCCUUUAUGGGGCCUCUUAUAUCAUCGCUGGAAGCUGUCUCCUCAGUGCUUGUGGCCUUGCCUUUCUCAACUACGAUGCAUACGAUCCUAACAGCGAGCUUCAUUGGUUUGUCAGUGUCGCGUGGCGACUGGGGAUCAUCACUUCCACCAUCAUUGGUGGUUACGCCUUCAUCAGGCCGCUGAAUAUGGUUCGCUCCAUAGACCUCGUUAAGACACAUGAUACUGUGAAGCUCCUCGUCUUGGUACGAAGACCUGUAGCAUUCAUGCGGCCCAGACCCCACAUCGUUGAUCCCUUUAAUCUCAAAGUAAAACAAACUCUCGUGCGGCCUAUGGAACAGAUUUCUUCCUCCCAGUCAUCCAAUCCUGUUUCCUUCAUCACCCAAUCAAUCAGUCACGCGAUAUACUAUCCCUUCUUCUGGGUGCGGAAGUUAAUGACUUCGGAGGGUAUAAUGAAGGUCAGCCUUGUUGAGGGAAAUAAAACGACAAAAUGUUCUCUGGAUGUUGAUGGCGAAUGGUCUAAUGAGGGUCAAGACUUUGUACAACUCACCGAAAUUGACCUUGCAUAA
Exophiala bonariae is the source of this 867-nucleotide messenger RNA. RefSeq lists its product as uncharacterized. The record is from RefSeq and is a predicted model, not a curated record. The transcript has a single exon. Lineage: Eukaryota; Fungi; Ascomycota; Eurotiomycetes; Chaetothyriales; Herpotrichiellaceae. Bases 1 to 867 code for a protein of 288 amino acids.